Filobasidium floriforme is the source of this 3630-nucleotide messenger RNA. RefSeq names its product transcription elongation factor Spt5. Gene Ontology annotation, biological process: transcription elongation by RNA polymerase II; regulation of DNA-templated transcription elongation; regulation of transcription by RNA polymerase II. NCBI's taxonomy places the organism in Eukaryota, Fungi, Basidiomycota, Tremellomycetes, Filobasidiales, Filobasidiaceae. Gene Ontology annotation, cellular component: DSIF complex. The transcript is spliced from 13 exons. The coding region runs from base 107 to 3436 and encodes 1109 amino acids. Gene Ontology annotation, molecular function: mRNA binding. The record is from RefSeq and is a predicted model, not a curated record.
GUACAAGCUGCAGUUACGCCCCUUGAUAUAUAGCUACGGCCAGGAUCGGAUUGACCUAAUAGAUUGUAGUACUAGCCAUUCAACUCGCCGUGAUCGCCUGACCAAAAUGUCGUCUGACGAGGAGGACGAUUACCCUACCACCUCGAACGCCGUACCCACUCCGGCCGGUCUCGACUCUCCAGCCCAACCGGCACUACGGAACCUCGAAGCUGAACAAGGGUAUUCGGACGAUGACGAGGAUGACGAGCCGAUCAAUGAUGCUGGCAGGGAAGAUCGGGUGGCUGAUCGGACGGGAGGUGUAGCUCCGGAAGACGUUGACGACGACGAGGCCGAGCAGGAUUCGCCCCCUCGACAACAACGACCAGCAGCCAACAAUGACGACGACGAUGAUGAUGAAGACGAGGACGACGAGGAGAACGAUAGGCGUGCUCCGGAACCUUCACGAACUAAACGAGCUGUGGAACCCGAGGAUGAAGAUGAGGAGGAUGACGAAGAUGAAGAGGAUGAAGAGGACGAAGAUGACGAGGAGGACGAAGAAGAGGAUUCGAGAGGAAAGAAACGAAAACACAAGAAGAGACGUAUGAACCGAUUCAUCGAUAUCGAAGCCGAGGUGGACGAUGAAGAAGAAGACGAAGAUGAGGAGGAAGAUUUCGGUGGAGCUGCCGCCGACUUUAUCGAGGCCGACGAAGGGAACCUCCCGGAGCGCGACUUUGAUGGACGGGCACACCGAGCCUUUGACCGGUUAGAAGCUGAGAAGGGAGGAAUGGACGCCGUCGAGAUCGCUCGAGAAUUGCGUGAACGUUACCGAAACCAACACCGAGAAUACGAUGGUUCUGCCAAUUUCUCGGACCGAAAGGCUAAUAUGCCUACAUCGAACGAUCCUAAGCUAUGGCAAGUCCGCUGUAAGCCUGGACAGGAAAGGACGAUCAUCACGACAAUCUGUUUGAAAGGGUUCGCCGCUCAGAUGGAGGACGGAGAGGACUAUGGCAUCUUUUCGGCGUUCCAGCGGGACAGUCUGCCGGGACACGUCUUUGUCGAAGCCUAUGGUCGAGAUUUCGUCGCAAGGGCCCUGCAAGGGAUCUCGAACGUCUACCUGCAGGCGGGCAAGUCGAACGAGGAGCAAAAGAAUACUAUCCAGUUGAUCGAGAACCGGGAUAUGGUCCCGCUGUUGACGAUGAAGAAGAAGGAGAUUACGCCGAAAAAGGGCAUGUGGGUCCGGGUCAAGCGGGGAAAGUAUACGGGAGACCUCGCACAGGUCCAUCAGAUCGGUAACGACGGACAGGCUGUCGAGGUCUUGCUCGUGCCGCGGAUCGAUUACCACCCGGAACGUACCAAGCAGGGGAAGAAGCGGGGCGCUGGGAAGGCUGCUAACGCGCUUACCAGCCGAGCUCCCGCAGAUUUGUUCAGACCGGAUUCGGUGACCGAGACCUAUGGUCGGGGCAGCUGGACGAAACGAAACGAUUAUUAUCUGUUUCAGGGUGAACAGUACACGAUGAAUGGUCUUCUCGAAAAGGAAUACCCGAUCGCUUCGAUCUUGACGGAGAACAUCAACCCGACGUUGAACGAGAUCAGCAAGUUCCAGGGCGACAACGAAGAUACGACUCGGAUCAACCUGGAUGCGAUCGCCCGGGCUGCCAAGAAGAGCGCAGGGAGCAACAUUCGGCCGGGUGAUCAGGUCGAGGCGUCAGAGGGAGAGUUGAAGGGGCUCAAGGGAGUCGUCGAGACGGUCACGGCCGAGACGGUGACGGUCCGCUUCCCAUCCCGAGAGUUGGACGAUGCAGAGGAUCAACUCAUCGAGAUGGCCGCUAAGAGCGUACGCAAGAUCUUCCGAGUAGGAGAUCACGUGAAGGUGAUGCAGGGUGUCAACGUCAACGACACCGGUAUGGUCCUCGAUAUCGACGAGAACAUUGUCACCUUCUUCUCCGACCUGUCGCAGAAGGAGGUCAAGGCGUUUAGCAAAGACUUGAGAGAGGCCGCGACGAUCGGGGCGUUGAACAACCGAGUGGGAAACUUCGAGCUACACGACCUGGUCACCAUCGACCCGCAGACCGUGGGAGUCAUCUUCCAGACCGAGCGAGACGGGUUCAAGAUUUUGGAUCAGAACGGGUCGAUCCGAUCGAUGCGUCCGCAUCAGAUUACGAAACGACCUGCGACCGAGGCCAAGAGGACCGUCGGCAUGGAUCACAAGGAUCGCGAGUUCCGAAUCGGAGACCAGAUGAAGGAGAUCGACGGAGAGUACCGUAAAGGUCUCGUCCUGCACAUCUACCGGGGAUUGUUCGCCUUCAUGCACAGCCGGGAUGUCAACGAGAACAACGGGGUUUUUGUGAUCCGAAGCAAGAACCUCGGACCGAUCGACGAGCGUACGACGACGACCAAGAGCGGGCCGGAUCUUACCAAACAGGAUCCUCGACUGAACCAGGCCGUACCGUUUUACGCUGGCAACAAUCAGGGUGCAAACCAGCGAUACCUCGUCAACAGUCACGUUGUCGUUGUCAAGGGUACGCAAAAGGGGUUGCAGGGCAUCAUCAAGGAUACGCAGGGUGACAAGGCGAGGGUCGAGUUGAAGACGAACAACAAGGUGGUGACGGUGCCCAUCAAGCACUUGAAGAAGAAGGACCCCUUGACCGGUCUGACAAGCGAAUUAGAGAGGGAGAGGCGAAAGGACGAUAUGGCCAUGGUAGAUCCGUCAACAAACCCAUACAUGGCUACCGCCAAUCCCUACGGUUCUAAUCCUUACAUGGCACCGAAUCCCUUCAACGGUGGUGGUGGCGCUACACCAUUCAAUCCAAUGGGCGGCAAGACUCCGUUCAAUUCUGGAGGCCAGACCUCCAAUCCUUACGCCAUGGGCGCCGCGACGCCGUUCGGAGGAGCAACGCCAUUUGCGGGAGGAAAGACGCCGUUCGAUGGUGGUAAAACGCCAUUCAUGGGAGGCCGAACACCAGCUGCGGCUAUGGGAGGCGCAACACCGUUCGACCGUCCAGGGUAUGGUCAGUAUGGUGGUGGAGCUACUCCUUUCGGUGGUGCACCAGUAUAUGGCGCAUAUGGUGCACCACCGGUCCCAGGAAUCGAUCCGAAAUGGGCCGUCGGUCUAGACCACAUCUUGGUCAAGAUCGGCAACACCCUGCACAACAACCCUUAUGCCGAACAAACAUAUCGAAAAGGGGCUUAUCAGGACAAGCUCUGCGUGCUCGAUUCCAACACCGCCGCAGGCGCACAAUGCCGAGUGACGGCGACGGGGGAGAUGUUGAUCGUGCCAUACGAGUUCCUGCAUCCGACCCCUCCGGAAGCGCCGAACCAGGGCGUGGUCAUCAUCUCGCCACCAGAGAGGGGACGGAGGACGAUGACGCAGCAUGGGGAUCGGAUGACGGGGAUGUGGGAGGUUCAGAGCGCUCCGGGGCGACCUUAUGGACCGGGGCAGUUGUGUCGACAAGUAUAGCAUAGCGUGACACGAGCGGGCGAACUGGAAUGAUCCCGACGCGAUGAAGAGAGACGUGGCGAUACCCUUGGCCACUCCUGUGGAUUGUAUCAUAGCAUCACCGUCCAAUAACCAUGUACGUAGCCAACAUUCAACAGAUCUAUCAGAUCGGAAAGAGGAAAGAUCCGCACAGAUAUUCCACCGCUACAUUGCCG